AUGAAGCUACUGUUAGCUGUCGGUAUCCUCGUGUUCAGCUGUUGGCAGGCGAACGCGUCCACAGCCCCGACAAUUCUCACUGAUCCUGUCGAGGUUAACAACCAGACCUCUGCCGUGCUAACCUGCAAUUUGACCGACACCAGUCUCGCCAUCAAGGGUUCGCACUGGGUGCACAACGGCAAAGUUAUCGAGGCGUCCAAAUCCACAGCUGCCGACUACAGUACAGUACUUCGUUUGGAUAAGAUCACACUUACCUCUGGUGGAAAGUACGAGUGUGUCUUCCUGAGUGAGCCACCAGUGAAGCAAACAAUUGAAGUCAAAACUGCCCCACACGUGGCAGCCUACAAGCACUCUGAGCACGGCAACGAGAGAGACAAAGGUGUGAUGGUGUGUGUGAGCCAUGGCUACCCGCUGCCCACUGACUGGACCUGGUUGAAGGUUCUACCAGAUGGUGUCCAAGAGCCCAUCAUCAACGGCACCAGUGACAAGUACGAGAUCAAGAGCACUCCCAACAAAACGGUGCUGACCGUAAACGACCUGAACAUCGAGAACGACGUGGGUGACUACAUCUGCUCAGGCGCCAGCGUCAUCGGGACAAACACCGACAAGAUUCACCUGCGCGUCCGCAGCCGCCUAGCUGCCCUCUGGCCUUUCCUCGGCAUCGUGGCUGAAGUCAUCAUUUUGGUGACCAUCAUCCUCAUCUAUGAGAAGAGGAGAAAGCCCGAUGAGGUUACCGACGACGAUGACUCAGGCUCGGCUCCUCUGAAGAGCAAUUCUAAUGCCAACCACCAAGACAAGAACGUGAGGCAAAGGAAUUCCAACUAG
Nerophis lumbriciformis (worm pipefish) is the source of this 825-nucleotide messenger RNA. The record is from RefSeq and is a predicted model, not a curated record. Lineage: Eukaryota; Metazoa; Chordata; Actinopteri; Syngnathiformes; Syngnathidae.